Messenger RNA from Cimex lectularius (bed bug), 1473 nucleotides. RefSeq lists its product as uncharacterized. The transcript has 7 exons. The record is from RefSeq and is a predicted model, not a curated record. The coding region runs from base 114 to 1193 and encodes 359 amino acids. Lineage: Eukaryota; Metazoa; Arthropoda; Insecta; Hemiptera; Cimicidae.
AUAUCAUUUUGGCCUUUUUAUUGAAUCUGCAUAUAUCGCCAAAUAGAAAUGGACAAGGAUUUUUUAACAGUGAUUUUGCAGCGAGAGAAGGAGAAAAUUAUCUUAGCAAUGUGAUGAGAGUGAAGCUUCAUGUUCUGAUGAAGUCCGGACGGAAAUCCCACAUUUCGCUGAUCAUUAAAGAUUUUCCUGACGGAGACGAAAAACAGCAGAUGGUUACCGAUAUGGGUGUUUUUCGCAGAGAGAUUCAGAUAUUUAAGACGGUGCUGAAAGAAAUGGAAAAUCUGUUGAGUGAAACGGACUACAAAAGUGAAAAACUUUGGCCAGACUUGAUUGGCUACCGACCAUACCGAACGAUUAUUUUUGAAGAUCUUGCGGAAACGAACUACAGAGUGCCGCCGAGAAAAGACUGCCAAGACUUAAACCAUGCCAUACUCACGAUGGUGGAGUUGGCGAGGUUUCACGCACUUUCGAGGGUUCUUAUCAGAAGAGGGAUUUUAGUAAAACAAGAUUUUCCAAAAUAUCUCUUGUGUGACCGCAACUUUUGUACAAAUACUGGAAAGCCUAGUUUAGUGAGAAUGGGUGAGAUCCUUCAAGAGUCUUGGGGUAAAGAAUGGGAAAAUUUAGGUAAAAGAUUGGUUAAUUGUCCAGAAAAAAUAAUAAAUGAUUUAAUAAAUGAUAAUGAAAAUUGCGAUAAGAAGUAUUACGUUCUCAACCAUGGGGAUGUUUGGACGUGCAACAUGAUGUUCAAGUACAGCGUCUACGAAGAUAAACCGAUUGCUCUCAAAUUUGUAGAUUACCAAUUGUGCCACAUUAACUCGUUCGCCUGGGAUUUGACCUUCUAUUUGUAUACAAGCGUAGAAGCUGACGUGAGGAGGAAAAACAAAGAUACACUUCUCAAAAGAUACGCUGAUAGUCUUAAGUCUGAGUUGGUGAGGUUCGGAGUAGACGAGAAAGAAAUACCUUCCUUCCAAGAAAUUAACGCAGAAAUGGAACGGAUUAAAGCUUUUCGAGUUAUGAUUAUUUGUUUUUUCCAUCCUGUAAUGACAUAUGAAUCAGGUGAUGCGUAUGAUCUUGAUAAAAGCUUGUUAUCUGAGCAAACAGUGGCACCAAAAGACGAAUGUUUUCUCAGUGAACGAUUCAAAGCUAGAGUGGGCGCAGACAUUAGACAAUUUGCUGAAAAUGGAAUUAUAUAACUGAAAAAAAGUUAUCCAGAUAAUUGCCGAUUCAUUCUUUGGAUAUGUAUGUCUAAAAUAGUCCGUCGAUUGACAAUAAGUGAUUCUUACGGUUGAUGUUGCGAACUAGCACACUUUAAUGCUCAGCACCCGCUUAUACAAGCAAAUACGUACGAACACUCUAAAAAAAUUACAGCACCCACACGCAAAACAAACACUUUUUUCAUUGUUAAAUAAUAUAAAUCCUCUUUAGUUACUAAUGGGAUUUGAUGAUUACAAUAAUAAUAUUAUAAUAUUUUUA